Messenger RNA from Rhipicephalus sanguineus (brown dog tick), 750 nucleotides. RefSeq names its product cholinesterase. NCBI's taxonomy places the organism in Eukaryota, Metazoa, Arthropoda, Arachnida, Ixodida, Ixodidae. The record is from RefSeq and is a predicted model, not a curated record. The transcript has a single exon. Bases 1 to 750 code for a protein of 249 amino acids.
AUGAAAUGCUCAGUUGUGCCAUUCGUUCUUUCGCUGGCCUGCUGUGCGAGCUGUGUUACCGUCUCUACCACCGAGGGUCCCCUGCAAGGUCGAACCAUGAAAGUACUCGAUAAGGAGAUACAAGUGUUUCUGGGAAUUCCCUACGCUAAGUCACCUAUAGGGAACUUGCGGUUCACGAAGCCGCAGGCUCCACAGCCAUGGCAGGGAAUGUACGACGCAACACGCGCCAAGAAAUCGUGCAUUCAGCCUCCUUAUCCAGGUAUUUUCGACUUACCCACAGGGAUAUCCGAGGACUGCCUCUACCUGAACGUUUGGACUCCGUUGGCUUCAACGCGGUACGGGUUUCCCGUCUUAGUUUGGUUCCACGGUGGCAUGCAUCGAGCAGGCUCGGCUUACGAAGCCAGGUAUAACGGUUCUGCUUUGGCAGCGCUCAAUGACGUCGUGGUCGUCUCAUGCAACUUUCGCCUGUCUGCACUGGGCUUUUUGGACCUGAAUCAUACCUUGACUCCCGGUAACUUGGCCCUGUGGGACCAACGUGCCGCCUUGCAGUGGGUGCAGCGGAACAUAGAAGAGUUCGGUGGAGACCCCGAUAGGGUCACAGCCUUCGGCGAAAGCUCGGGUGCCAUGCAGCUUCACGGCCACAUUUUGUCACCGCACAGUCGCGGGCUUUUCCACAGGGUGUUCUUGAUGAGCGGUGCUAUGAGUACCACUCCUGCGAGCAUUCUGCGGCCGAGAACACUGCUAGCGUGA